Molecule: messenger RNA, 656 nt
Organism: Hibiscus syriacus
Lineage: Eukaryota; Viridiplantae; Streptophyta; Magnoliopsida; Malvales; Malvaceae
Product: protein ORANGE-GREEN, chloroplastic-like
Exons: 4
Coding region: 160-516 (118 amino acids)
Source: RefSeq, a predicted model, not a curated record
AUAUGAAUAUGCACAAAAUAGAAUUAGACAUGGUUUUUGGAGUCGCAUUCUUUUGUCUUACACAUCCUAUUUCUUUCUCUUCCCAUAUCCUAGCUGGAGCUUAAGCUCGGACUAGGGGGCACAUCAUAUGCAGAUUUCAUCGGGAGUUUACAUCUGCCAAUGCAGUUGAGUCAGGUCGAUCCUAUAGUAGCAUCCUUCUCUGGAGGAGCGGUAGGUGUAAUCUCAGCCUCGAUGGUAGUUGAAAUAAACAAUGUUAAACAGCAGGAGCAUAAACAAUGCAAGUACUGUCUUGGAACAGGAUAUCUUGCUUGUGCUCGCUGCUCAACUACUGGAUCAAUUGUUCUUACUGAACCAGUCUCCACUGUAAACGGACGAGACCAGCCUUUAUCAUCAUCUCCCAAAACCAGAAGAUGUUCAAACUGUUCGGGAUCCGGAAAGGUGAUGUGUCCGACAUGUCUUUGCACCGGAAUGACAAUGGCAAGCGAACACGACCCACAAAUCGAUCCAUUUGAUUAGAGAUGCAUGCUCACGUCUUAUUAUUUGCUUCAAAUGUAAAAUCCAUCUAUGCAUCUAUUUGUCACAACUCACAAUAUGACCAGUCUUUUGUACAUACAAACAUCUCAAUAGGCUUUCCUUUUCUACAAAUGGAUUUUAUU